Pipistrellus nathusii (Nathusius's pipistrelle) is the source of this 1617-nucleotide messenger RNA. The record is from the annotation of a GenBank genome assembly. Lineage: Eukaryota; Metazoa; Chordata; Mammalia; Chiroptera; Vespertilionidae.
AUGUCUUCUGUGUGGAAGACCCCCCGUGCAUCAGAUGCAAUGCCUGAGACUGUGGUGAAAAUCAUCGGAAGUAAACACUUUCGGUUCCUUGUGGAGAAGCCGACGAUCAAGGAGAAGGAGAACUUGAAGGCAGACACUCAAAGAGUGUUCCAGAAAUCUGUGACAGAUAAUGCAAGGCAGAUGAACAGAGACCCCCCAGCUCCUAGUAAUCUCACUGAUCAUCAAAUCAGUCAUGGCCCAGAAGAAAUGCAAGAGAACAAGCCCCCCACAGACAAUCAGAAACUCCUAAUGGGAGCACUCGGUCGCAGACUUCUGGAUGGCAAAGCAAAUGUUCACUGCAGCUCUGUACCGACUGGAGACCAGUCCCUGUCCUAUAUCCAUGGCCUCCCCAGGAAAAAACUUAGAGACUGGUCUUCAGAGCAGAUGGAAAGGGUACGCUCUGACCAGCCAGAGGAUAUUGGCCAGAGGCUAAGUGGAAUGACAAAAGAAGAUACUUUUCUUCUCACCCUAGUCAGAAGAGAACUCGAGUCUCGCUCUUUGAGUUCUGGUUUAUUAGACAAGCUUCAAAAAGAGCUGAAAAUCCUGGAUCCCAUCGCUUCUGGAUUUCUUCUUCAGUCUCAGCUGAGCCACCUCUUCCUGAGGCAUGAAGUCCCUCUGCAGUUACCAACAGUCAAGAUCCUCUGCCAGAGAUUUGCCAGGAGUGGCUCUCCUAAAAUGGUGGAUUAUGAGAAGCUACUCUGUUUUCUAAUAGUGGCAGCCUCAGAUGAUCCACAGCAAAGCAGAAGAGCCGUGGACAGCAACCUGAGGGAAGCUCAGGGUGGUACCCAUCACAGCGAAAGUGCUGCCCCUCAACACGCCGACUCGCCAUCGGAAGUGGCCAGCAGCCUGCUGGAGAUUCUAAAGCUGGCACUCAGCACAGCCAACGGCAAGCUCAACCUAGAGAGCCUCAGUCGGAGUUUUCGAAAAGAAGACCACGCGUUGUCCGGCUUCCUGCCCCUACCCAAGGUCAGGGCUAUCUGUGGGAAACAUGGAUUAUAUCUGACUUUGAGCCUUCUGGAAACAUUGCUCAACCAUCAAGAUUUGGCUUACCAAAAUGAAAUAAAAUGGCAGAAUUUUGUUGAGUUGUUGAGCAGAGCUUCCUCUAAUUUGUCUUCUGCUUUGCCUACAGGAAAGGAAGGAAAGGAAGCCUCUGCCACCACAGUGCAGGCUGAAGGCCCUGAGAUGUCUCAAGGCAAAACCGAACAUAUGAAAUCUCCCAAAGAAGAGCUGCAGCCAGAAACCUUUCCUGCUGAGAUUUCAGACCCCAAAGAUACCCUGAGCUCUUUGAAGAUCAGACCAGUCUCACAGCCAUUUGGGAGUCCAGUGAUGGAGAACAAAUCUGAAGAAUGUGAGAUGUGGAUUGACAGGUUCAGAAAGCUAGAAAAUGCCCUCUAUCUGUGUGAUCUGAGUAAUACAGGAGUCCUGGAGAAGGAACGAGCCAGGCGCCUCAUUCACAACUACAACCUCAUUUACAACCUGUCCCUGAGCCCUCGGAAAAUCGACCAGGCCUUGAGGAGAUUCCGUUCGGGAGAAAAUAUGCUCUUGGAACCAGCACUCCAGUACUUAAAGGAGCUAUGA